GUCUUUGGGCUGAGAUCCAUCUCUCUUCCGUGCAGAUCAGAUCUCUUUUCUUCUUUUCGUAGGACCUACUGUCCCUUUGUCUUCUGGCAGACAGACCUGUGCUUGCAGCUCGCAGGCAUCCUGGAGCCAGAGGGAAUGGGCUCUGGGUACCUCGGAUCUCCUCCUCAGGAGUGGGUGACAUUCAAGGAUGUGGCUGUGGACUUUACUCAGGAGGAGUGGGGCCUCUUGGACCCUCCUCAGAAGGACUUGUACAAAGGGGUCAUGUUGGAGAAUGCCCAGAACCUGCUGUCCCUAGGGCUUCCAGUUCCCAGAGAAGAUGUGGUCUCUUAUUUUGAGCAAAAGGAAGCUUCGUGGAUGCUAGACCAAGAAGGCCUGAGGAGUAUCUCUUUAGGUUUGGUGAGAUGUAAUUACAACAUAACCCAGGAAAGAGAGAACAGCUGGUGCAGUGAGAGAAGCACUGAGGGUCUUUUCAUGCCUGUGGCCAUUUGUACUUGA
Molecule: messenger RNA, 495 nt
Organism: Antechinus flavipes (yellow-footed antechinus)
Lineage: Eukaryota; Metazoa; Chordata; Mammalia; Dasyuromorphia; Dasyuridae
Product: zinc finger protein 74-like
Exons: 5
Coding region: 136-495 (119 amino acids)
Biological process (GO): regulation of DNA-templated transcription
Source: RefSeq, a predicted model, not a curated record